Hyalella azteca is the source of this 521-nucleotide messenger RNA. RefSeq names its product axonemal dynein light intermediate polypeptide 1-like. Gene Ontology annotation, cellular component: axoneme. The record is from RefSeq and is a predicted model, not a curated record. The transcript has 4 exons. Gene Ontology annotation, molecular function: dynein heavy chain binding. The annotation marks the transcript as partial. Lineage: Eukaryota; Metazoa; Arthropoda; Malacostraca; Amphipoda; Hyalellidae.
CGUGGUCAUCUGACCUCUCUGUCAUCAAUAUAAAGUCAAUCCACAGGUCGCAGGUACAGCAAAAUUUUUUUUUUAUUUUUUUUUAUUCCCCUGAAGUUUCUCUUCCAAGAUAAUUCGCCAAUUAACGCAGGCAAUGAGUGCUGGGCUCUUGAAACUCGACAAACCAUAUAUAGCCUCAAAUGAGGAGCACGAUAUGGUUAGAGGAAAUGAACAGGAGUCAGACGACAGCGAAGAUGAGAUGGCUGUCAUGAUGAAGGCUUUGGAUGAAGACCAAAUAAUAGGAGCAGGAGGUGAUGGUAGCAUGGAUACCGUGGAGCUCGGCCUGAUCCUAGACGUGUUGCUGCCUCCAUACCACUCCUACCACGAUGACAAGCUUUGGGUCACCAAGGUUUCAAGGACGCCGCCCACCAGAAGUUCAGUCAUCCUGCUGUGGGAGCAGCUCGACCUGAAGCUGCAGGAGCGACAGGCGCGUCCUAGCGGCAUCUGCAGUGUGAGGAGCGAGCUCUUCCAGGAGUGUUUCG